CAGUGCGUUAGAUACAGUGUUCAAAAUGCGCGACAUGUUGCGUUUUUUUGUCCGCUCUCUCGGGAGGUCGGCAACCUAUGCAAGGCAAUAUGGCUCAAAGUUGCGAAAUGUAGUGAAUUAUACUACCUACAAAGCCCAAAAGACUACGCCAAUAUCUUCAGUACAUUUAGUUGCUGCAACAAGUGGAAUAACAUCAUUAUUCUUUGCCCAGGAUAAGAAUACACCUCAGGAUUUAGAGCGUGUGAAGAUUGGUAACGUCAGUGAUUUUAAGGAUGGUGAGAUGCGUGAGGUAUUAGUCAACGAAGGUUGUGACCUUCUGCUUGUAACGAAGAUAAAAGGCCAAAUAUACUGCACGGGAGCAAAGUGCCCUCACCAUAUGGCAUCAUUAGUUGAUGGUGGUUGCACUGAGGAAUAUCUCAUUUGCCCUAAACACAACGCCAAGUUUGACAUCUCCAGCGGUGAAUGUGUAAAUGGGCCUUGUUUUUCAUCUAUUCCAAGUUAUAAAGUAGAGGUCGAGGGUGAUGAGGUAUACGCUUACCUUCCACCAUCACCCAUUGAUGACGUUGUGGAGCCAAAAUGCAAAGUAAAACCUGGAAAGGAUGAGCGUGUAUUUGUGAUUUGUGGAGGAGGUGCCGCUGCUCAUGCUGCUGCUGAGACUUUGCGUUUGGAGGGAUUUGGUGGACGUAUAAUUAUUUAUGGUGAUGAGCCACACUUGCCAUAUUAUCGUCCUCAUCUUACCAAGCGUAUAGAAUCCAAAGGAUAUGCGGAAGUGGCUGAAGAGCAAGCUUUAAGGUCUCCACUUUGGUAUCGUGCUAAUCAGGUUGAAUAUCAUGGCGGUAAGCGGGUAACCGCCGUGAGUCACGAAGAUAACACGAUAACUUUGGAAGACGGAACUUCAGUCAAAUAUGAUAAGGUACUGGUUGCAACUGGUUCUGUAGCCUUUGUUCUGCCCAUGAGUCGUGAUCUCGGCCCGCUGAAAAACCACUUUACUAUUCGUACUGUUGAUGAUAUGGAACGCAUUGUGAAAUACAUUAAACCGAAUAUGAAAGUGGUGAUUGUUGGCGCCAACUUCGUCGGUUGUGAGAUGGCGUCCUCACUGAAGGAUAAGCAAGUGAACGUCACCUUGAUUACCGACAUGGCCGUUCCUAUGAGUAAUAUCAUUGGUGAACGGGGCGGUAGCGCUAUAAUGAAGCUGUUACAGAAAAAUGGUGUAAAGGUGUUGACUAGUGAGAUGGUGAAGAACUACAACGUAAAGGAUGGUCGUAUUACCCAUGUCGUCACUGCCAAAGCUUCAGUGGAUGCUGACCUGGUUAUAGAGGGUGUCGGUGCAAGGGUUAAUAUGGAUUUACUCAAGUGCGCACAGAAGAAUCGUGACGGUACUGUAAACGUUGACGGUGGCAUGCGUUGCGUUGGUUGUCCAGACAACGUCUUCGCUGCUGGUGACAUUGUGACAUAUCCUUACCAUAUGGAUGGUCAAAACAUUUCCAUUAAACACUGGAACGUCGCUUUACAGCAUGGCCGUGUAGCAGCUAAAUCCAUGCUUGGUAAGAAGGCAACUAUGAACAUGAUUCCAUUCUUCUGGUCCGAGUUUUUCUACAAGGGCUUUAGGUUUGCCGGGGUUGCAAACGGGGUGGAGGAUAUUGUAUAUGAGGGUGAUGUGGAGAAUUGCAAAUUCAUUGCAUACUAUGUUAAGGCAUCCAAGGUCAUUGCCAUGUUAGCUAUGGGUAUGGACCAUAUAGGUGCGCAGCUGGCUGAGGCUAUGGAGAAGGGUUGUGCUCCUUCCUACUCGGCACUUAAGCUUGGUGCAGCUAACUCGGACACGAUGAUGCAAUGCUUAAAGAAGCGUUUGGUCAAGUAGAAUGGAUCACAUUUGUUUAAAAACCAAACUAAAACAGCUACAUCAUCGUAUAAUUCCGGAAAUCAACGACAUCUUUUUACGAGUUUGAACGUACUAGCAUGUUUUAAGUUUUUUAAUUU
Babesia bovis T2Bo is the source of this 1977-nucleotide messenger RNA. RefSeq names its product Pyridine nucleotide-disulfide oxidoreductase family protein. Gene Ontology annotation, molecular function: oxidoreductase activity, acting on NAD(P)H; flavin adenine dinucleotide binding; 2 iron, 2 sulfur cluster binding. Gene Ontology annotation, cellular component: cytoplasm. Lineage: Eukaryota; Apicomplexa; Aconoidasida; Piroplasmida; Babesiidae. The record is from RefSeq and is a predicted model, not a curated record. The coding region runs from base 26 to 1858 and encodes 610 amino acids. The transcript has 10 exons.